GCUUGAACUGUUUGUACAUCUGAGCGAUACUGCAGAACCAGGCCCUCCUUUGUUUACCGAAGAAAGCUCUGCUCCCCCGCCUGGUUGUUCACUGUUGACCGAAAUUAACGACAGGUGGCGAACAGUGCCCCUCCUAAGGUUGCUCGGAAUAAGUCAUCUAUUAAAUAGGUCUGCUUGUCAUGAGGGCGUGAAGGCUCCCAGAAGGAAAUGCUGCACCUGAGCCUGGAAGCCAGGGCCAUUAAACCCUGGGCUUGAUUUCUUCAGGGAGGUGGCAUUGUGUGAAGGGAAUAUGGCCCAAGUGGUGCUCCGCUGAGGAACAUCAGUUGGCUAGAAAGCCAUGCGUCCUGCGUUUGUCUGGAAUGGAUGGUAGAGAGAUGGACUUAUAUGAGGACUACCAGUCCCCGUUUGAUUUUGAUACGGGAGUGAACAAAAGCUAUCUCUACUUGUCUCCUACUGGAAAUUCAUCGCCACCUGGAUCACCUACUCUUCAGAAAUUUGGUCUGCUGAGAACAGACCCAGUCCCUGAGGAAGGAGAAGAUGUUGCUGCCACAGUCAAUGCCCCGGAGACCCUAUCAGAAGAGGAGCAAGAGGAGCUACGAAGAGAACUUGCAAAGGUAGAAGAAGAAAUCCAAACCCUGUCUCAAGUGUUAGCAGCAAAAGAGAAGCAUCUAGCAGAGAUCAAGCGGAAACUUGGGAUCAAUUCACUACAGGAACUAAAACAGAAUAUUGCCAAAGGAUGGCAAGAUGUGACAGCAACAUCUGCAUACAAGAAGACAUCUGAAACUUUGUCCCAGGCUGGACAGAAGGCUUCAGCUGCUUUUUCAUCUGUAGGCUCAGUCAUCACCAAAAAGCUGGAAGACGUAAAAUUGCAAGCCUUUUCACAUUCCUUUAGUAUACGCUCCAUUCAGCAUUCAAUUAGCAUGCCUGCUAUGAGAAACUCCCCUACUUUCAAAUCCUUUGAAGAAAAGGUCGAAAACUUAAAGUCUAAAGUAGGGGGAACCAAGCCUGCUGGCGGUGAUUUUGGAGAAGUCUUGAAUUCAGCUGCAAAUGCAAGUGCCACCUCCACGGAGCCUCUUCCAGAACAGACAAAGGAGAGCCUGUGAGAUUCCUACCUUUGUUCUGCUACCCACUGCCAGAUGCUGCAAGCAAGAUCCAAGCACAUCAUGUCAACACUCAUUGCCGUGAAUUUCUACCAGAUGUGCUUUUAUUUAGCUUUACAUAUUCCUUUGACCAAGUAGUUUGUGGGUUAAACAAAGUGAAAAUAUCUUCACCUCUCUCUUCCUGGGGAAACACCCUCUAAUGUGCACUUAAGGCCCUUUAUUUAGGAUACACUAUUAUAAAAAUACUUGUAGUACCUGGGGACACUCACUAGAAUGAUCUCAUAAGAAGCUGCAGUUUAUCAUAGUUGCUUUCCUACUUUAUGAAAUUGCUCUGGAUCUGGGAUACCAGUUUGAUCUUUUCUUUUUUCUUCUUUGAAUCUCUGUAUGUUUGAUUCCUAACUAAAAUUGUUCUUUUAAAUUUUCUGAGUCCUGUUUAUUAAAAGUUUUGGUAUCAUUUUCUUUACCUUCAAGGCAAGAAGUGCCAGCUACAAAAAGAUAUUUUUAAAUAAACAUUGUUUUGGUUUAAGGUACAUAUCUUGUGUAUAUGAAAACACCAGAUUAAAGUAAGCAGCUCUA
This is a messenger RNA of Galeopterus variegatus (Sunda flying lemur), 1676 nucleotides long. It is a transcript of the gene TPD52, whose product is annotated as tumor protein D52. Gene Ontology annotation, biological process: B cell differentiation. Lineage: Eukaryota; Metazoa; Chordata; Mammalia; Dermoptera; Cynocephalidae. Bases 360 to 1103 code for a protein of 247 amino acids. The transcript is spliced from 8 exons. Gene Ontology annotation, cellular component: cytoplasm. The record is from RefSeq and is a predicted model, not a curated record.